UAAGCCGGCGCAUUAAAAGCGGGUUGGCAUGUCUUCCGCGUCCAUUGCAAAAAAAUUCCUGCACAGAGUUUUCGCUACAAUUAACUUUGGCAAGCUCGUAAUGUAGCCCGUAAAAACAGUUUUUGGUGUGUCUUAUCUUUCCAAUAGCAGCGGCUUUUCAAAGUGCUCGCUUCGGUAUUCGUUUUCCCCGCACCCAAGCCGCAUUUGCGACGCCGCUUGGAAAAUGUCGCUGGAUGGCGCCAGGUUGCGCUACGAGGACGAAAAUGGUAAAACCGUGGUUCUGGCAGCCAAGGGGCGCACCUUCCAGGUGGGCUCCUACUACAAUUGCGACCUCAUACUGGAGGGGCCGGAGGAGGAGCGUCUAAUUUGCGAGAUAAACUGCGACGCUUUCGGCAGGGUCAUCAUAUACAACAAGUCCAGCGAAGACCCCAUUCAUCUCAACGACGCGGCCAUCCAUGCUGCAGGCAAGCGCCCUUUGCUACACGGUGGCAAGAUUACCAUUCGAGACAAGGUCUACACUUGGGAGUUCCCCAAGUCCUCCGAGGUACAGGAUGCCCCAUGCACCCCAGAGCGCCUGUUGCCCAACGAACAGGCCUCCAACUCCUGCCCUUCAUUGAAGCAAUCGCAUCGUCUACAAGCCGAAAAACGCCUAACAGUCCACAAUUUUCACUAUAGCAUCAAUUCGGACGACGAAGGAAAUACUUCUAUAGAGUCUCGUGAUCAGAAUGAGAGCCACUUGGAGGAGGUCUCCCUAAAUGAAUCUAAUCCACCCACUACAGAAGAGGCGCCUUGCGAGUCCCCGAAAGUAAAUCUACUGGAGUCUACGCAGAAUAAGGAGAACACCGCAACGCCACCAGGUAGCCACCAGAAGCUACUCAAGCUUUGCGCCAUGUCCGACGUGGUGAUCACCUCUUUCUCGCCGCGCGAGACUGGCGUUAAGAUAGAGAAAUCGUUUACAUGUGUGCGGAAACCGGGCUACACCACGACGUCUUUGGCUGUUUCCACGCCAAAGAGCGUCUACAGCACCCCCAAGGGCGGUGUGCUCUCUGAACUGAACGAAGACAGCUGCAGCCGAGACCUGAUGGAUUUUAGCACGCCAUCCACUUCAAAGAAGACCAAGCGGGAGUCUUCUAUGUUUCUGAUUGACUUGACCACCCCAUCAAAGCUACGACAAACACCCCAACAGACGCCUGGUUUCAAACACACACCGAAACAGACGCCCAUCAGUGUAGACAGCACCGACGAAUCAUCAGAUGCCUCCCCGUUAGUCAUUGACAUAACUAACUCUGACACACCGCCGUCACCAAGCCCUUCGCGUCGGUGUAAAACUCCUCAGCGUCAGGCUGGCAUCACAGGCGCCACACCUAAGAGAACGCCUCAGUCCCUGAUGAAACGGGCGCUGCUUACCAGCACUAAGAAGCAGAUUGCCGCCAACCAGCCAGUUAAGACCACCCCCCUGGUCACCCCCAAGCGGCCAUCUCUUCUGGAGGCUCGUCGCCACUGCCUGACUACACCUCGGCGUUUGCCAUUCCACCCACAGCGGCGCACGCCAGUCCAGCGAGAAGGACAGGCGCGAGGAAACGCACCCAAGACCUCGCCACGAAAGCGGAUAUCCCUAAUGGAAUCUCCCAGGGAGAACAAGGUCUCACAGCUUAGAAAGUCGUUUGCGGCGGCCAAGCGUAGUCCUGGCGUUGACAAGAGCAACAAGCUCGUAGCCAAGGCACGUCGUUCGCUUAACUCGCCGAAAUGUGGUUCCCCUAAGCCUGGAUCAUCCAUGCCGUCAUCGCCAUGCUCAAGAAAGGCAAUCGAUGUUCCCCAGAUCAACAGCUCCACUCCGGAAAAACCUGACGACUCAAAGGACGAGCUGAGCCGCACGUUCACAAUAAUGGAUGAUACCCAAGGAAAGGAUCAGAGUGGCGCAGUGUUGGCAAUCGAAGCGGUGACUGCUCUCGUAACUGGAGAAGUAGAGGAUGAUGUAUCAUUUCAGCUGAGUUCGCUAGUUGAAAAGGGUUUGCCGUCAGUGAGUUUAGAGAAGCCUACACCUGUCCAAGACAAAGUUGAAUUAAGCGGACCAGAAACAGACGCGGAAGGUAAAGAAGAUUCGUCACAGGACGAUUUGAAUCCUAAGCCAGAGUGUGUCAUAAUCGAAGAGAAUGAAUGCGAACUAGACUCUUUUGUCAAAAAUGAAUUGGAAACUGCCAAAAAUCAAGAGGAAUGUAAGCAAGAUGAGGAAGAAAUCAUAACAUCGUCCACUACAGUCGACAAACAUCUUGAGGAAGCUGUUAUUGAGGAUAGCAUUUGCGAAGAGGUUCAUGCGAAUAUUCCUGAACAAAUUCCUCAGAAUGGUAAUUCUGAGAAAGUAAUCGAGGAAAGUAUUUGCGAAGAACUGCCAUCGGAAAAUAGAUCUACUGGUAACUCACAUUUAAUUGGAGAGACAUCUCAAAAAAAGGACCAACCUACUCCAAAUGCCGAUACCCCCGUGGUUCGUAGAAGCUUGCGCCGCCUUUCUGUUGAGCAGAGGGCAACGGCCACAACGCCACGGAGAAGCACUCGGCGAUCAUCGAUGGAAGCCAGCAGUAAGCCGUUACCGGAGAACGACAACAAGCGUUCGCGCCGUGCUUCCUGUUCAGCGAUGGACAGUCAAGACGUGGUUACUCCCCGGCGCAAGCGUCGAUUUACGCAAGAAUUGUCCACACCAACUCGCCAAUCGAUGCGUCUUUUGAACACACCCAAGAGGGCCCUUCAGGUAGAUGAAUCUGUUGGCGACAUGGGAGUCAUAUUGGAAGAAGUUGGUCCCGAAGAUGAUAAUAAGUCUGCCGUAGCCGACGACGAAAAUUAUGGCAACGAACUUCCAGCUGAUGAUAUCGACAAGGUAGACUACCACGGCCUAAGAGAUUUAUUGAAAACACCAAAAAGCUGCAGCACACCACGUUUUAAAGGGUUAAGGGAAAUGAUGCGAACACCGAAAAUUCCUGCCUCACCAAUUCUUGGAAACAUGGCAGAACUAUUAGAAACCUCUGUUGGUAGGACUCCUUACCACGAGAGGAGGAGCAUUGCAGUAGCGCGCAUGGAGCAAGGAAAGCUACUAGACAAUGUUCUGAAGACGCCCAGCGCCCGGAAUAUAAUGGUGCCAAAUGAACCAGCUAGCGCAGUGCUAAACUCUCGGAAGGAUUCCUUGGCGACAACCACAGAAUACGAUCUAAACAUGACGAACAACACAUUGCAUUUGGACAAGAUUUUCGACGACGUGCCCGAAACUACUGCGGCUAAUAUGGAAGACACGGAAACUGAGAUAAAUGUGACAACGAUCAGCAACGCGACUGGUGUUGAUCCUUUGGGGUCGUCAAAAAGGAAUGAAACCGUGACUUCAGAGGCACUGAUGAGUGUCGGUCAGACUGCCAAAACGCGCGAUUCCUUGAAGGAUCCUCUGACCAGCACCACUUACAAAGCUACCAUGCAGGGCAAUUUUAGCGUCUUUGCAGAAUGUGGCUCCAGGUCUUUUUCGCCCAACCCGAACGAGAUGAGUGGAAUCCAGUUGUUAGACCAGACGUCCGACUCAAUGUUCUCCGAGGCGCUAGUAGUAUCGGCCGUGGAGUCGUGCGAAGUCACUGUGGAUGAGACGAGGGCUUUAGGCCAGACCAAACCACCUACUGAUAAUAUUGAGGAUCGCUCUGAUACAGACUCGAAUGUUGGCCUUACUGAGCCCCUGGUAUUUAGUGAUGAUGAGGAGCCCAAGGAAGCGGAAGGAACUCCCAAAAAGUCUGACGGUGCUCAGGAAACAUCUAUAGCCUGCAAAAUUGAAGAUUCUUUCCAUCUGGCGGAAAACAAAACUGCCAAUGAGACAUUACGUAAAUAUGAGAACGAUGCGGGUACUAUUAGUGAAAUUUCACUGAUUGAAGUGGAAGACAGCACAAUUGAGGGAAGUAAACUCGAAGGUGACAAACUUCAAGAAAGGAACACUCUCGAUAUCGAAACAGCUAAUUCGGAUAAUACGGAAGCACCACUUGAUGAAAAUAUUGAAUUUGCAGUGGUGGAUUCGACGAUCCUAGAGUCAGAGGUAUUUCCUUUGGACACAACCGCGGAUAGUUCGAUCAAUUCUACUAAUGUUCUUAACAGCAGUCUGGAAAUAACUAAACCUGACCAUGAUCUUAAACAGGAAGUUUGCAAGUCCACAUCCGAUGACCAAGCCACUGCAAUUACAUCUGAAAAAUCUUUUACCGAAUUAGAUCGAUCAGUUGCCAACGUAUCACCCUCCAAUAAACGUGAAGUGAAUACUGAUGAACCACCAAUCGAAAUAUCGCCUAAAAAACUUGGAGAAGAGACAAAAACUGCGGUUGAGCAAAUCGACGAUGAGACCUCCAAACCACCUAUUGAGCACUAUGAAGAACUUUCCGAAGAAAGCGAACCAGAUAAGGUUUCUACUGUUGCAGAAUCUGAUCAACCAGAAACUUUGCCCUCCCAAAAAGAUACACCAGCAGAGUCUAAGCAACCAUUCACUGAAUCACAUUCCGAUGAACUUGUACAUGAAACAAACUGUAAUGAGGUUUCCAUUUAUGGUGAAGUCAUUAAACCAGCCAUUGAGACUUUGCCUUUCGUGGAACAAAAGCAAGUACCUAAUGUUUCCACUGAUGCAGAACCUUAUCAACAUUGCAUCAAAAGUUCGCCUCUUAACGAACUUUCAGAGAAAAAUCAAACUGAUGAGGUACACUCUUCAGUUAAUACUGAUAAAGGAGUAGAACCAAAUCCCGUCAAAGAGGUUUUAAAGGAAACCAAAGCUGAUGAACCUAUUCAACCCGUCAUGGAAGCAAAUCCUAUUGAGGAACUUCAAGAAGAAGCGAAACCUGAUGAGGCGCCUAGUGUUAGUGACAGUCCUGCAAAAGAAUUCAUAGAAACGAAAGCUUCUGAAGAACCAGUCAUCGAAUCUUCACCUGAGGGAGAACCUCUGGAAGAAGCAUGUCCUGAUGAGGUGCCUCCUGUAUGUAAAAGUGAUGAAGUAGCUAUCGAAAGGCCACCUGCCGAAAAAUUGUUUAUGGAAGAAAAUCCUAUUGAAGAAACGACAAAACCAACCAUCGAAUUGCCUGAUUUAAGUGAAAUUGAUCAAGUAAACAUCGAAAAAUCGCCAGCCGAAGAACUGCCUGAGAAGGCAAAACGUGUUGAAACUAUACAGCCAAUCAUCGAAACAUCAUCCGGCAAUAAAGACCAAAUAGAAGCCAGUCCUACAGAGGUUUCAUCCGCUAGUAAAAUAGAUAAUGUAGUUGUGGAAACUAAUCCUCAAACAGAUGAGCUAAUUCCUCCGGAUGAAAUUAAAAUCUGCGCGCAGGUAGAGAUUGGUGAUACUAGCAUCAGUAAAACCAUCGAUGUGGUCUCUGAUAUUGAUAGAGAUAAAAUUCAGGAUCAGCUCAGUACUCAAAACUUAUCUUUAAAUUCUUCCUCUGAAAUUCAAUGCUUAAGUAAAGCGGAAGAAUCUUUAAACAAUUCCACUGCAGCAUUUGAGAUCGAACAUUCUGAAGAUGUGGUGCAUGCGACGACUUCUACAGACGCAGAUAUUUCCAAGAAAAGUGAAGAAAAGGAGAAAAUGGCAACUGUGCCGAAUGACGUCGGUUGUGCUAAUCAAACUUCAAUUGAGUGCGUACUUGCUAAUGUAACCUCAGACGGCGAUGCCAGCAAAGCUGUUUCAAAAGAUAAGGACGAACUAGAAAUAUCAACCAAUUCAUCUAAAAUUCCCCCAAGCUGCACCCAGGAUUCUCUCAAGACUUCUCUUUCUGCGACAUUAACUUCACAGGAUGAAAGCGCUCAAAUUGAUGAACAGGAUGAAAAUAAUGACGUUGAAGAACACGUCGUGUUAGAGGAAUCAUCAAAUGAAAUUAUAGCUGCUGAUAAAGAGAAUUCUGAGAAAAAUAAAGAAAACAUAUCUGACGACACCUUGAACGUUGUUGAGCAAACUUCGGUGGAACAAACUUCACUAAUUCAUCAAUCUUUAACAAAUCAGAAUACAGAGGUUUCUAUCACGGAGGAAUCCGAAGCUGUCGCUGCAGAGGAAUCUAUGGAAUGCCAAGUAAACAAAGAUUCUGAAACAGAGGUGAUUCAGUUAGAUGCCAUUACCAUUGUUGAGCAAGAUACAAUAGAUGAAAGUACAUCAGGAAUAGAGGAUAUUAAUCAAUCCACGGAAAUUACUAUGCCUGAGGAAGUAUCUGAUGUCGAAAAAAUAAAAGAAGUUUACACAAUGAACAAAGAAAAACACAUAGAAUCCCAGCAUUCUGAUCAAAAGAAUAAUGACGAUGAGGUUGUUCUAUUGGAUGCCUCAAGCUCAGAUGAAAGUUGCACAGAACCAUCCAGCUUAGUCGACACCCAUGCAGAUAUGGAGAUGGACAAAACCGAAGCAGAGAAAUGUAAUCAAAGCCAAUCCGACGAUGAGGUGAUUUUGUUAGAUACCUCAAGCAUUGUUGACCAGUGUUCACCAAAUGAAGAUUCGUUAAUUCAAGAUCAAAUCGAAGACACUAUUCCACAGGGUACCUUAAUUCCAGCCAAUGACACAAAAGAAUCCGUGUCUGAAGAGUCAUCCAGCCAAAAUGGAGUAGAGGAGAAGGUGAUUCAGUUGGAUUCCUCGAACAUAGCCCAACAGUCUAUAUGCGAUGAAAAUUCUCUUAUUGAGGAUUCUGUCGCUGAACCAGCCAACAAUAUUUCUAUUAUAGCUGAAAUGUCCACCGAAAAUGAAAUCUGCCCUAAGAUUUCAUCUGUAAAUGCUGCAGUCUCUUCACCACACCAUUUGGAGUCGCAAAAAAGUGAGCUACAAAUAAAUCAGAUAAAAGAUCUCCCAGAGGAUACCAAAUCUGCAUCAUCAAUAAGACAAAGUUCAUCAAGCUCCAAUGGCGAUCUUCUUAAUGUUUCUUCGUCACGCGACAUUGAGUUUCCUAUUUCAAAAACGGAAGACAUACCUAAGGACAUGUCUGAUUCAAUGGCAGAUGCACCAGAAGCUCCAACUGAAGCCGAGGAUGUUGUAAUGCAAGAAAGUGACAUUUUGGUAACCUCGUCACACACGGAUGAAUUAGAAUUGCAUAAAUCGGUUUCUAAAACCGAGAAUGUAUUGAGCCAGGAUGUUCAAAGUGCUGAGGAUGGUGACGAAGUAGAAGAGGUGGAAUUUAUAUCAGAAGAAAAGGAGAAUAUUGUUCGCGCUGCAGAGCAGAAGGCACAGCCCGGUGACCCAGCUACUUGUAGUUCUAAUAGUUCAAUAGGCCAGGGACCAGAAUCAACGGCUGUCGAAGCCAUUUCCCUUAUACCUCACGAAGAUCCCGCUGACGUUAAUCAAAAAGAAACUGACGAAUUAAAUCCUUCUGUUUCUUCUUUUGUGAGGCCUUCAGCAAACGAGCCACAAGUUGUAGUCACUACUGAAGAAUCUGCCGACGUCGCAAGAACAAGUGAUGGCAAAGCCGCUAGGCAUAACUUACAAGAAAAAGACCAUAUACCCAUGGAACCAGAUACUGUUCAAGAACAAGGAGACGGAACACAUACCAGGCCAGUAUCCGAAGAUAUAUCAGCUCCAGCAGUUGGAUCUGACCAGGAAAUGUUAGCCAAUAAAGAUGAUGCUGGACUCGGGAAUCCAAAAGCUGAGGAAAUACCAUCUGAGGAGCCUAUCCACAUUACAUCGACUGAUUCAAAAGAAAGUAAAGAGCGACCCGAUGUUACAAAUAAUGAAGUAGAGAUCCCUACUUCCGAACCAACAACAUCCCCCGAGCCAACGGAGAUGUCCCUACCUAACCGAAGGUCUUCAAAUCAGGAAGAAAAGUCACCGCAUGAAGAAGAUACUAAACCAAUAAAAAGAGUGACUAGGAAGGGAUCGGCUUCCGCUGAUAGACCUGCUGAGAUCGAGCGUCCGAAGAGAGUGGCGAGAAAACCUUCUGCUGAGGUUUUGGAAAUAGAAGACCGUUCAAGAGAUACUAAGCAAGAUCAUGAUCUCGGCAUUAAAUCUAGGGGUCGAGCUGGAAAACCGCAAUCGGAUGAAAAUGAGGACAAAACGGAAGGUAUUACAGAGAAAAGGAGAGGGCGAACACGAACUCCAUCAGUAGAAGUUUCUGAAACUACAGCAAAUGUCGAGCAGAAAGAAAACGAUGAUGACAAUAAAUCUAAAGAAGAAGCUCUCCAACCCAUCCUAGAGGAAGAAACAGAGCCAGAAGUUGAGGAAAGGAUCGAGUCAAAUGCAGAAGAGGAGACCAUUAUAGACAAACCCAAGAAACGAUUACGGAAGGCAUCUUCAAAGGAAUCGGAUACUCUAUCGGAUAAUAUAGAAAAGAUCAAUACGGAUUUGGAAGUUGUCAACGAAGCUGGAAGUACUCAUUCGAUUAACACCGAGCAACGAGAUGAUCAAGAUCCUAUUGUCUUGCCAGCCAAGUCAGAGUUGCAAGCCGAUUUAGAAGGUGAAAGGAAUGUGCAGGACUCCAACCUAAAACAGACCACUAAAGAACGACCCAAAAGACGCGGAAGAAAGGCAUCUGCUGAAACGGACACCGCAUCCGAGAAAGUCGAAAAGGCUAAAGAUCAUUUGGAGGCCAUUAAUGAAGAUGGAAAUAAAGAUACCAAUCCAGAGAUGGAGCGCCAAGUGUAUAUGGCAGUUAUACCAAAUACAAGCAAUGAAGAAGUGAAACUAAAUACGGAAGUUUUGGAAGAUGUACAGCCAAAGCAAAAACGACGAGUGCGGAAAGCGUCUGCAAAGGAAACGAACACGACAUUGCCCAAAAGGGAAAAGACUGAAGAUAUUUUAGCAGCAGUAGUAGAAGUGGAAUCUGCAUUGUCCAGUGAACACAAUUCCAGUCACUCGGAACAAAUGGGACCAAAAGAGCUUGCGCCGGUUGCUACUUCAAAUAUAUCCAAGGAAGAGCUAGAUCCAGAUAAUGUGCCAAAUGUCUCAUCGGAAAAAAGAGUGCAAAAAGAAUUAGCAGAGGACAUAAGCAACGUUCCAGACAAAAAGCAUAAACUUGAAAGCUUGCGCUCUAUUGAAGAACAGGACGAUGUACCGAAAGAGACGGGUAAAACUCGGGCGGAAAGACCAAAGCGAAAAGGUCGUAAGCAAUUGGACGAUAUAGUAGAAUCCAGCGCACCAAAUGACGCACACAGUCCUGAAAAGGAGAAGGCCUUGGUUUCCGUCCAAGAAGAUCACCCAAACCCAACUGAUCAGGAUAUACCAAAAAAACGAGCCCGAAAAUCAGCUGAGCUUAAGCAUGCAACUGUAGAGGAGCAUGCUAAGGAAGAUCACGUUGAAAGACCGAAGCGUAGAGGACGCAAGCCUUCUGUAGACAUUGAUCACGUUGUCCAAGAUGUUCUGGAAAAACCAAGGCGGAGGGGUAGAACACCAGCAGAGCAUGAAACUCACCAUGUGGGCGAUGAAAAGCAGGAGCCAAUUGUAGAGCCUGCGAAAAAGACUAGACGCAUUGCACGCAAAGCUUCUGUGGAAUCGGUUGAAGUCGUUUCAAGUAGCGGAGAAGAGCAUCUUCAGCAAAUCGACGAGGCAAUCGAACCAGUCACAGAAUCGGCAACGGCACUAUCCGAACUUAUUCCACAGGAGGGCGAGGAACAUAAGACCCGGCGACGCGGUCGUAAGCCAACUGUGGAAACGGAUGAAGGGUCAAUAAAAAAUACACCAACAGAGGAACCAGUUACACUUCCCACUCAUUCACGCAGACGUGGACGCAAAGCCACCGAAGAUGAGGCCUUAACUACUGCAGUUCUGACUGAGCCGAAAACAAAGGUUCGUGGACGCAGGGCGUCCUUGGAGCCAGAACAUAAGGUAGAGACCUCAGCAGAGUCCCACCAGAGCUCCGAGGUCGUGGAACUGCCAGCGGCCAAGACUACGCGUCGCGGUAGAAAGCCAAGUGCAGAUAUAGAAGCGACCUCACCGGAGAAGAAACCAGCAUCUCGGCGCGUCCGCAAGGCAUCAGCGAGUGUCGAUGAGGAACCGCCAGCGACCAAGAAAACGGCAAUUCGUCGCGGUCGCAAAAACGAAGCUCAUGAGGACGAGGAAAAAAAAGAGAUCGACUUGCAGGACUUGCCUACCGAAAUCGUUUCGGCACUCGUGGUCACUUCGGGCAACCCCUCGAAGGCUGCCGAUGAAGAAGAGCUUACUCCACGCCGCCGAGAGGGCCGUAACCUGCCACGUAAAAACUACGAGGAGGCACCAGACGAUGAUAAGCCACAUUCAGGACUGCGGCGGGCACGCAAGCCACCGGCAAGCAAGGCUCUGGCCAACAAGGCGUCAGAGUCGGAUCAACUUCCAGCUACGCCCACAAUCAAACAACCACCCGUGAAAGAAGAAUCUACACCCGACAACACAGUUGCUCUUCCGGAGCCCACUACCUCGCAGCGACGCGAAGGACGAAACCUGCCGCGCAAGAACUACACGGAGGCUCCGGACGACGACAAGCCAACACCGGCUCGUAGUCGCCGGGUUCGUAACCUGACUGCAAAGGCCUUGGAAUUAAUUGUGGACUCAUCGCCGCGUCCGGCGACUCCGAAAAGGCCGAAGGGCAAGGGAGUAGACGUUGAGGAGCCACCAGCAAAAAAGGCAACCCCAGAGAUUCCAUCAACAACAGAAGCGUCCGGACCGGAGGAGGAGCCGUUGCCAGCAACCAAAGGGCGCGGUACUCGUCGAAAGGCUGACCACACCGAUUUGGAGGAACCGGAAGUUAAAACGGCCAAAAAGAACGUACGCGGCGCGGGACGUAAAACCAAAGUCGAGACUGAAACGGAGGAGCAUCCACCCAUUAAAAAGCCGCGGGGCGGAUCACGUGCCAAAACACCUUCGGAGGAGGCGGCCAUUACUCUGGAGGAGGAACCCGUGAAGAAGUCUGCCGCUCGCAGUCGAGCAAAAGGCGCCAAGGCAGCAGAGCCGGAGCAGCCCGCCGAGGAUCCCCAAGUCGAAGUCACCUCCUCCAAACCGGCGCCGGCAGCUCGUGGUGGACGAGGCCGAAAGGUGCACUUCGAGGCGGCACCGGAGACCGCUGCUAGUGAGAGUGCGCCAUCAUCACAGCGCGCAACUCGAUCACGACGAAAGUAAAAUCACAUCUAUUUCAUUCAUAAGCUUGAACUACUUUGUAUAAUUUUUUUUAGUUAUUUUUUAAUCUGAACUACUUCAAUUUACGUUAACUUGUGUAAAAAAAUGUUUCAUUUAUGUAUCAAUUAAUGAAGGCAUGUUAAUUUUUAAUUUCUCUUGUUAAUUCCCCAUUUCGGUGGGAUAUCGUUGGGAUGGCUCCCCUAGCUCAGAAACAAAAACUAACCUUAAUAGACUUAAGGCAUUACAAAAUAUUAAUACAUAUAUAUAUAUAGUUUAUCUCUUAAGACAUUAUCAAAACUCCCCAAAAAUAAUAAAGAUUCGUAAACCAA
This is a messenger RNA of Drosophila santomea, 11370 nucleotides long. RefSeq names its product titin. The transcript is spliced from 8 exons. Bases 224 to 11044 code for a protein of 3606 amino acids. Lineage: Eukaryota; Metazoa; Arthropoda; Insecta; Diptera; Drosophilidae. Gene Ontology annotation, molecular function: protein binding. The record is from RefSeq and is a predicted model, not a curated record.